AAUUGAAUUGUAACUUCUUAUUGAUGUUUCCUUCAUGAUUAACUCGACAGACUCAUUGGAUUAAUCAUCAUCUUAAGACAGACUCUGUGGAAUAAUGUGAAUUGAUACAACAAAGGAAUACAACGAGAGACAGAUUGAAGCAACAUCAUGGCAUCUCGGAUUUCUUGCCAGUCGGUGUCAAGUAUAAAAUCAUGGACUUUAUUACUGAUUGUUGGAGUCUACCUUACAGCGGUCAUUCCAGUCUCAGAUUCUCAACCAGCCGCCGAGCCUCAUUGCGUAGCAUUAGAUAAUCUUAUCGACCACAUACUACGCAGUAUGAGAUCCAUGCCAGCAGCUACGGUCAUCUGUGCUAAGAUUCCUGGCUGUACUGGCAUCAGAUGUUCCUUUAGCAUACUGGGCCAGAGUAUAGGUAUGAGUUUAAGGAUGUACCCAUGUGCCACUCCAGCCCAAAUGAGAAUCCGCAUUUUUGUUCCUUCGAGUGGGAUCAACUUUAGUCAGAUGAUUACACAUGGAACUACUAUUGCUUUACCUGGGUUCCAGUACAGUCCCUUCCCAGGAAUUAAGGUCCGAGCCCAGGCCGCUGUCCACUUUGACAAGGUACCUGAGGGACUUCGCAUUGGGAUAUUGUUCCAAGCCAGGGGUUUUGGUACAGGAAUCAACUGGCCAGUUCUACCUGAUUAUACUGUUACCUUCCCACCUUGCUCUACAGCAAUUCCAGCAACGGAGCCCCCUCCUACCAGUCAGUGUGGUAAGAUGGACGCCCUGCUAGCUGGCGUAGCAACCCCUCCUGGCUUCACCUGUACUGUCUACCCAGACUGUCUUGGUUUCCACUGCUUCGGGUCCAUCAAUGCCGUCAUCCUGACUUAUUCAGUGAACAUCUCUUUAACAAUCAACAAUUGCAACCAGCCCGUGUCCUACACAAUAGCUCUCACUAACCCUGGGAGUCCAUUAAUAUGGCAACACACAUUCUUUCAAAGUGACACCGUGCCAGUGAUAGCAUCAUUGCCAGGGAGAACUAAGGCCAAUCUUACAGUAUUGAUGAGGCAUUUCAUUCCAGAAGGUUACAUUGAAACAUCAAUCAAGGUGACCAUAUGUAUCGGAGUCAUUGGUUGUUUUGAUAUGCCUUUUAUGAGUGCACAGAGAGUGCCUAUUGCUCCAUGUACUACAGGAACUGGACCACUACCGUUACUUGAGUACAUUUUAACUGAGCCCAGUCCAAUCAUCAACACACCUGCAUGUCAAUCAUGGAAACGAGUUGAGAAUAGUCUUAAAGCUAUGGGCAUACCCGGUCUCACCUUCCCUUAUUGCUUCAUUGAAGCUCCUUUGUGUAAUCACAUCAUGUGUACUGCUAGUUAUCAGAGUUUGCAAGCAAACAAUACCUACUCCAUCUAUGCUGAAGUGAAGCAUUGUGCUCAACCCAUGCAUAUGACGAUUAGCAUACAAGGAAUCAAUACUGUAUUCUUCAUAGAGCAGAGCAUUUCCGCUGACAAAAACGUCACUCUCAACCAGAAUGGAGUGAUACUGACUGCUGACUUCCGCAGAUUUGGUGAAGCAGUUAUGCUAAGCGUAGCAGUGAUGAUUCCGAACAUUGGGCCAGCCACAGGACCACUCAACGUACCACUCAUAACCAAUCAGAUCAUAGACCUACCCAUUUGUGCAAAUGGCGGCGGUGCAGGACCUGAAACGCCAGUGGGGCCUCCACAAUUUCCCCCAGAGUUUCCUGUUCCAGGAGCACCAAGGCCUGGAGCUGAUCAACCCACCAAUGGUGGAAUAGGUGUAACACAAGAACCCAAGGUUACUAAACCAAAAAGGAAAAAUCCCAAUGGUAAUGCAAAAUCUACAAACAGUGCAGUACCCUUAGCCAUAGGUCUUCUGUUCACCGUCUUAGCAAUCAUUGCAGCAGCUUUUGGGGUAUUCUAUUGGUAUCGUCGACCGAGUACUCCACCAACGGAAGAAGCUGUUCUUGUGGAUGAAGGGGAGCAUGAAACGGUCAGAUUCAGCAUCGGAGCAAGAUGAUCAAUUUAUAUCAAAGAAGAGUUGCUGGAAGAAUAUAAUGAAAGAUUAAAGAUGUUAAUAAUUAGUAAUAAUUGAUCAAAUUGUGUCUUGACAGCUUAUCAUCUUGAAGAUGCAGCACAAUACAGUAAACAACGUUUUCAAAAUUAAAAGAAAUCUGCAAAAAAUAGUUGUCGGCCUGAACUUUCAAAUCUAGCAGGGUCUUUUGUUUUUUUAUCCUUUAAGGUAGACUCUAGGGUCGAAAUGCAUUUGUUUUUUUGCAUUUAUACUAUAUUAUUACUCUCAUGUAUGGAUGCAUCAACAAAUCUUUGACUAUAAUUUAAUUUUUUCCCCAAAUAUCUAUUGUAAAUAUUUAGGUUUUUGUUGAACUACGCAUUUCCAGAGAAAGUAAGAUCUAGUGAAGCCUGUGACUUUACUUCUGGAAGAG
Molecule: messenger RNA, 2440 nt
Organism: Asterias rubens (European starfish)
Lineage: Eukaryota; Metazoa; Echinodermata; Asteroidea; Forcipulatida; Asteriidae
Exons: 15
Coding region: 148-2016 (622 amino acids)
Source: RefSeq, a predicted model, not a curated record